AAGACUGAAAACAGCAAAGAUGUAUUGUCACUAGCCUGGAAUCAUUGUUGCAGCUCGGGUUUUCUCCUUAUCAAGUUUUUUCAUCAGGAGGAUUUCAUUCUUGCGCAUGGGCAUCAUGGGCAUAAUGUGCUCCACCCGGAUGUGAUUCAAGAGCUCGUCACGACUUGGCAAUAAAACCUUGCAUUGGUCCCACUGGCAUGAGAUUAGAACAGAGCUCGGAGCUUGAGACAUACAAAUCCUGAUUACUGUGACAACCAGUACUUGACGAUCGGUUACAUAAGCACACUCCUAACCUUCGAGUCUACUCCUCUCUUCGGCAAUCUCACCACAUGGAUGGCAACACUUUCAGCGAUCUCGUAUUGCUAUCAUAUCUCGGUCUGCCUCUGGACUACAGCCCGCUCCCAAGCAACUCACCUGUCGAAUUCCUGCGCAAGUUCCUGCAUCAAAUACCGCCACACCUGAUUACGAGCUUCGGGCUGGUCACGACGCCGAAACAGCGUAGCCUCAUACCGGAGAUGCGGAACCGUCGGCUAAGGUACACAGAAACUGCACCAAAGCAACUCGAGCUGGAGUCGGCCAAGGUUCGGUGGCCGCACUUGUGGUCAGGGCGUGAGCGAUAUGGAAAGCGAGCUGCUGAAGACGAGAAGGAGUGGGCGAACAAAAGAUUUUUGGACGGGGUGCCGCAGCAAGUAGGGAAACUGGGAAGCUUGUUAGGAGAGUACGAGGAAGAGAGAGAAGCCGAGAGAAUGAGAUAUCUCAAGCGCAGCCAAGGAGGUGGAGAAGAGGACGAAUUUAUUCCAGAAGAGGACGAGAGUGAUAGCGACAUGAGAGAUACAGCAGCAGGUGUGCAGGAGUCUCCAGAGGAGCUGAGCGCUGACUUUGCAAGACGGAUAAAAGAGUUGUUCGUUUACGGUCUGUUGGAAGGUGCUGAUUAUGAUCUGUGUGACUGGAGCGAACAGUAUGACAUUAAUGAGGACGAGGAGGGGUGGUUUGACGAGGAGGAGGCGGACGAGAUGGAGAUGGAGGGAGGCGGGGAGUGUGACUAUUGACAAAUAUGGUAAUAUUUCGGUCCGAGGAUCUUCCCGGAAUGAGAGCGGUCGACCGAUC
This is a messenger RNA of Pisolithus orientalis, 1107 nucleotides long. RefSeq lists its product as uncharacterized. Lineage: Eukaryota; Fungi; Basidiomycota; Agaricomycetes; Boletales; Pisolithaceae. The transcript is spliced from 2 exons. Bases 330 to 1049 code for a protein of 239 amino acids. The record is from RefSeq and is a predicted model, not a curated record.